Pseudogymnoascus verrucosus is the source of this 2773-nucleotide messenger RNA. RefSeq lists its product as uncharacterized. Lineage: Eukaryota; Fungi; Ascomycota; Leotiomycetes; Thelebolales; Thelebolaceae. The record is from RefSeq and is a predicted model, not a curated record. The coding region runs from base 89 to 2728 and encodes 879 amino acids. The transcript is spliced from 6 exons.
AGAUGGGCCUUCAAGUUUGACUCCCCAAAUAAAGACGUCGACUGAUGCUACAAAUUUCAGUUUUGAUAUUCAUGCAAAAUAGAUCAAGAUGGGCGACCCUGACGUCUAUUGCGCGAUAUGUGGUGGGCCUGUAGUCGAAGUCAAGAUCUCCGCCAAGCCUCGCUCCGAAGUUUUCAAGGCCGCACAGCGUGGCGAGGAGCCAGACAUAGACUCGGAUGAAUAUUAUUGGGAAGAGAGAACCUACGACUGCGAAAUUAUAUCGAAGGAAGAAGCAGCGUGGACUCGUAAUGUAAUGGUGCUCGGCUUCAACCCGAAUCCUAAAGCCCGCGUCAACGGUGCCUUCCUAGCUACCUUUGGUACUUAUGACGGUUUCGGUGAAGUCACAGUCCACGACUCAUUUGAUCCGAAUUUCGACUUAGCAGAGCUAGGGGAUGGUCCAAACCUGGAUAACAGCUUCCAAUGUUACGAGAACAUGGGAGAGGAAAGUAACAUUGAACCCGUGUUCCCAUUCCAUAGGCCAUGCUACUAUGUCCUUCGGCGCCAGGUGAGCGAGCGGAUCGAUGGGCUGCCGCUCGUGUCGGGCCUCGUGGCCAUGGACAAGGACAUCCUGUUUGACAUGAUGCGCAUUCUGGCCGACUUCGACAAGUUAAAUAUUGACUAUGGCACCCCAAAUCCGCAAGAAGAAGAAGGCGGUCGCUGGAUAUCAAAUGCUGGGAAAGAGAUUUUUGCUGCAAACCCUGGGCCAGUGAAGGGGCUAGAGGGUAGGAUUCGAGGGCUGAUAAGCGCAGGGUACUUUACUCUAUCCCAGGAAGCUGAGUUUGACUUGAGCAAUGGUGUGCGGCAAGAUCCAUUCCAAAAGCUACCUUUUGAUAUUUUUAUCAAGAUUGGUGAGCAGUGUGAAGACUCAACAACCUUAUUAAACUGGGCAAAGGCAUCCUGGUUCGCAAACGUCGCCUUCCGGAGUACCCAGGAAAAUUUCUGGGCGACGAUAAUACGAAUACAGAUGGGCUGGUUCUUUGAGCUACUUCCAUGCCUAGAUGAUGACAAACUAUGUUAUGGGUCGAGCAUGAGGGCCGUGUUUCUAUGGGCUGCUUACCACUCCGAACAACACCUCGGAAUAAAAGGAGGACCCUUCCUCUGCAUUGCCAACCGCCGGCGCAUUUGGGCCAACCCAUGUACAGAAUUGGCGGACCGAUACUGCAGCAAGUUGCCACCUCACCUCCUCGUCGCUAACAGUAAGAAUGCCCCCAUUAAUUUCCGUGAGAUGCUUCUAUCCAAGGCCACGUGGAGUCGUAAGUACGUUGUAACACACAGAAAUCAAACGCAACUGUAUAGCACGGUACAGAAGUGUUUUUGGAUUGAUGAGUGGAAAGACACAUAUGAGAAGACGCAAACCGUGGAAGCGUUCUUUAUGCAGAGCAACGGAUUUCUCACCGCUAUUGCGCUGACGACUGAGGGUGGUGAGUCUCGGAUGGUGGGCUCGAUAGACGAGAGUUCCGUAAGGUUCAAGGCGACCAUUUCAGUCGAAGAUUGGAUUUGUGCGAUUGUCAUUCAUAUACCAGGUAUAGAAUUAGUCGGAAGGCUAUGGGGCAGUAUAGAAGAGACAUCGCCAAAAGGCAUUACGAUCAUCUGCAAGUCUGGGAGAGAGCUUCAUCUCGGUGAUACGAAUCAAGGUUAUACUGUGCGAGCACUAGUGGCUCGCCAGGGCUAUCAGGUCGUCGGGUUGGUGGCAGAAAUGGCUGCGGAUAACCCUUCAGCAACCUUCACCCGUCUCGGUUUAAUCACAGUGCGGAACGAGGAACUAGAUGAACGUCGCAUCCUUCGUGACCAUAUAACCCGCCGAAGCCAUCCGCGAAUCGACGAACUUAUGUGGAAAGAAGACGGAACCCGCUUCUUUGGAACCCCAUACUGGAACAACCCUUCCUUGAAAGUCUUGCACAGGGACGAAGCACAAGAGCUAGGAGAGUUGGAUGGCUGGCUGACUGAGGUCCAUCAACAGCUUGUGCCACAGGAGGCUCUCAUCUGGGCCAAGGACAUGACAGAACUCCGACAGCUCAAGAGGGUGUCUAUCUUUACGACAUAUUCACACAUGGCGGAUAUCAGCGGCGUCAAGGUCGAAGCUUACCAUAUUUGUGGUUUAGGGGUCAUGUUCUCGGAGGAGCACACCGAGGGCCAGCGGUUAAUUGGUGUCGAGGGGAAACUUGAAGUAGAUGGUCAAGGAGAUGACCUUCCUGCCCUCGACGGACCACGUAUUCCGCAUCGCGCGGGUGCAAAGCUCCGCGAGAUGAAGGGAGACGGGAAUUUCCGCAUUGAUCUUGAUAUCGAUGGGCCAGGCGGUGAGAUUAUAACAGAAGUAUUCCUUGGUUGGGGCGAAUAUGACUCUGUAGACUGUCUUAGGUUCCGCACCAACCGUGACCGAGAGGUCGGAUGCUCGACAGCACCCAACGGAUGUUAUUCGGGUCCCGACGCGCCAGAGUGGGUUUCUAUGAAGUCCUCGCCAAACAAGACCAUCGUUGGCAUCAUUGCGACAUUCGCUGGUGGCCCUGGUGUAAGCAGGGGCGAGGCGCCUCGUACUCACACAGAAUUAACGUCAUUGGCGGCACUCUCAAUGUCAUUGGGCAUCGACGAAGAGACAGUGGAGGAAAGCGACGAAGAGGACGAAGGAGAGAGUGAGGACUAUGAGGAAGCCGACAAUGAAAUGUAUGAAAUGGAUGACGUAGAUGAAUAAAGAGAAAAUAAAUGUAAAGAAUUACAUAUCAAAACAAUAAAGGAG